Peronospora matthiolae is the source of this 528-nucleotide messenger RNA. NCBI's taxonomy places the organism in Eukaryota, Oomycota, Peronosporomycetes, Peronosporales, Peronosporaceae. The record is from the annotation of a GenBank genome assembly.
AUGGAGGCUGCUUUGGAGCAGCAGAUGAUCCAGAAUCGCCAGCUGAAUGGAGGAGGCGGGGAGCGGUUAGUGGCUGAAUGCGACAAGUUGUACCACAGCCUGGACAAGGCCAACAGCAAGAAGUCGAAGUACAAGAAAACCGGCCUCCAACUCCAAGAAAAGCUGCGUCGUGCACUCAAACAAGUAGCGGGGCUCCAGGCCGACCAGGAAAAGCUGUGUCGCGCGCUCAAGCAGGUAUCGGGGCUUCAGGACGAACUGGGCGAGGCGCAGGAUUCUCUAUCCGCCCGAUCCGCUGAGUGUGAUCAAUUGCGUCGCUUCGUAUCGGAUCGUGACGUUACGUUGGACCAGACGCGAGUUCAGUUCGCGGACGUGGCUUUCGAACGUGAUUGCGCAAUACGAGAUCACACGACCCUUCGGGAUCGCAUGGCGUCGCUGGUGUCUGGGGAUACUUCAGCCAAACCUACGAAGGUGGGAUCGUCUACCCACACGCCCGUUCCCGCGAUCCUCAGCCGAUGUCGAACGGUUUAG